AUGUCCAAUCCAGUUACUACAUUGCCCUAUAGUAAGAAAAAUGACAAAGCUCAAGAUGAGAAACUUCUGGAACCCUUCAGUUAUAUACUACAAGUGCCUGGCAAGAACAUAAGGUCCAAAUUAGCUAGAGCAUUCAAUCAUUGGCUUCAAAUCCCUGAGGAAAAGCUUAUUCAUAUUAUGGAUGUUAUACAAAUUUUACAUAAUUCUAGUCUACUGAUAGAUGAUAUUCAAGAUAAUUCUAUUUUAAGAAGAGGGAUUCCUGUUGCACACUCAAUAUAUGGAGUAGCUAGUACAAUAAAUACUGCAAACUACACUUCUUUCAUUGCCUUAGAACGAAUCAUGGAUUUACAACACCCUGAAGCAAUAUCCAUAGCAUUGGAACAAAUGCUUGAAUUGUAUAGAGGCCAAGGAAUGGAGAUUUAUUGGAGAGACAAUUUUUCCUGUCCAACAGAAGAAGAAUAUAAGCAGAUGGUUAUUAGAAAAACAGGGGGUCUUUUUAUGUUGGCCAUAAGAUUAAUGCAGCUGUUUAGUGAGAAUGAUAAAGGUGAUUAUAGAAGGAUAACAGGGAUCCUAGGGCUAAUUUUUCAAAUUCGUGAUGACUAUAUGAAUUUAGUAUCUGAAGAUUAUAUGGAGCACAAGAGCUACUGUGAGGACCUGACAGAGGGAAAAUUCAGCUUUCCAAUUAUUCAUGCAAUCAUCAGUAAACCUCAAGAAAACCAAAUUAUUCAUAUUCUGAAGCAGAGAACCAAAGAAAUCGAGGUGAAAAAGUAUUGUGUAUCACUUCUAGAGAAGUAUGGCAGUUUCGAGUAUACCAGGGAAACCCUUAAGCAAUUGGUGAGUGAUGCCAAAGAAGAAAUAGAAAAAUUGGGAGGUAAUCCGUUUAUGGAAGAGUUUCUCAUCUCUCUUUCCAAAAUGUGA
Messenger RNA from Phaedon cochleariae (mustard beetle), 918 nucleotides. The record is from the annotation of a GenBank genome assembly. Lineage: Eukaryota; Metazoa; Arthropoda; Insecta; Coleoptera; Chrysomelidae.